Pipistrellus kuhlii (Kuhl's pipistrelle) is the source of this 2308-nucleotide messenger RNA. It is a transcript of the gene CDX2, whose product is annotated as caudal type homeobox 2. Gene Ontology annotation, molecular function: DNA-binding transcription factor activity, RNA polymerase II-specific; RNA polymerase II transcription regulatory region sequence-specific DNA binding. The record is from RefSeq and is a predicted model, not a curated record. Lineage: Eukaryota; Metazoa; Chordata; Mammalia; Chiroptera; Vespertilionidae. Bases 359 to 1285 code for a protein of 308 amino acids. The transcript has 3 exons. Gene Ontology annotation, biological process: embryo development; regulation of transcription by RNA polymerase II; cell differentiation. Gene Ontology annotation, cellular component: nucleus.
GCCAUUGGUGUCUGUGUCAUUACCAAUAGGGUCCUGUAAACACUCGUUAAUCACGCAAGGCCUUUGGCCCUGGGCUCCGCACGCCAGCCAGUGGCCAGUCUUCCCCGCCUCUGCGGCCCGGUGGGAAGGAGGUGGGAGGAAAGAAGGAAGAAAGGGAGGGAGGGAGGGUGGAGACAGGCCAGUGGGAGGGACCGCCUCAGAGGCAGAAGCGCCGCGCGGAGCCAGCGGAGUACCGCGGGCCGGGGCGCAGCCACCCGCGGCUCCGGCGUCCCCUCGCCUUUCCCUUUCGCUCCGGCGGCGGCCCCCAGAGUCCGCCCCCAGGCAGCAUGGUGAGGCUGGCAGUCGGGACUCCGCCACCAUGUACGUGAGCUACCUCCUGGACAAGGACGUGAGCAUGUACCCCAGCUCCGUGCGCCACUCUGGCGGCCUCAACCUGGCCCCGCAGAACUUCGUCAGCCCCCCGCAGUACCCGGACUACGGCGGCUACCAUGUGGCGGCCGCGGCGGCGGCGGCCGCGAACUUGGACACGGCGCAGUCCCCGGCGCCGUCCUGGCCCGCGGCCUACGGCGCCCCGCUCCGCGAGGACUGGAACGGGUACGCGCCGGGGGGCGCCGCGGUGGCGGCCAACGCCGUGGCGCACGGCCUCAACGGGGGCUCGCCGGCCGCCUCCAUGGGCUACAGCAGCCCCGCUGACUACCACCCGCACCACCACCCGCACCACCACCCGCACCAUCCGCCCGCCGCGCCCUCCUGCGCUUCGGGAUUGCUGCAGACUCUGAACGCCGGUCCCCCCGGGCCCGCCGCCCCCGCUGCCACCGAGCAGCUGUCCCCCGGCGGCCAGCGGCGGAGCCUGUGCGAGUGGAUGCGGAAGCCGGCGCAGCCGGCCCUCGGGAGCCAAGUGAAAACCAGGACGAAAGACAAAUACCGGGUCGUGUACACGGACCAUCAGCGGCUGGAGCUGGAGAAGGAGUUUCACUACAGCCGUUACAUCACCAUCCGGAGGAAAGCGGAGCUGGCCGCCACCCUGGGGCUGUCCGAGAGGCAGGUUAAAAUUUGGUUUCAGAACCGCAGAGCGAAGGAAAGGAAAAUCAACAAGAAGAAGUUGCAGCAGCAGCAGCAGCCUCCACCGCCCACAGCGCAGCCUCCCCAGCCACAGCCAGGCCCUCUGAGAAGUGUCCAGGAGCCCCUGAGUCCUGUGUCUUCCCUGCAAGGCUCUGUGCCAGGCCCUGUCCCUGGAGUUCUGGGGCCGACUGGGGGGGUGUUGAACCCCACUGUCACCCAGUGACCUACAGUGGCCUGCAGCAGCAGAGCAAUUCCAGGCUGAGCCAUGAGGAGCAUGGACUCUGCUCAAAUCCUCAGGAGAGACCCCUCCCCUCCCACCCACAAACGCACACCAACUUAUCCAGCUCUCUCUCAGAGGAAAAGUGGGGCCAGGAGCAAAUACAAGUGGGGUCGAAGGCCUCAAGGAAGACACUGCCCCAGAUUUUGACUUUUUUUUUUUUGUCUGACUUUUUCUAUCCGCGAGGAGAAGGAAAUAUGACCACUGGGACUUCACAUGGUACUGGCAGGAGCAUUGUCUGGACUGGCUAAACGGACAGGCGUUCAGCCCCUCCUCUCCAGUUCUUUACCUCCAAAAUCUGCAGGAAGCCUCUCUGGUUGGAGCCAAGGGGAGAAAGGGACUCAGGGGAAUGCCAGUGCGUGGAGCCAAGAUGGCUACUGCCUACUCACUGUCAUCUAAGGACCAGCUGGCCCUUCCAGCCUCAAGGGCAGGCAAGGUUUACACUGCAGAAGUCUGAGGCAGCUAAGAUAGAAACCUGAACCGACCACAGACUGCAGAACCCCCAGGCCUUUGUCUUUUUUCUCUUCCCUCUCCAGACCAGGAAAGGCUUGGCUGGUGUCUGUGUGGUGGAUGGUGUGAGGGUGGUUUGGGACUCCAGGCCUGAUGGGGCCCGGGACUGGGCCUUGUUUAGAAAGCCUGUCACCGGAGCUGCUCCGGCUGAAUGGAUGUCAGCGCCAUAAACGCCAGAGCCGACCUGGACUUCCUGUCAUUUUCACAAUCUCAGGACUGAUGAAGAAAGGGAGUUGUUGUUGCUGCUGUUUGAGUUGUUGGUCUGUGUAACAUCCAAGCCAGUCUUUAAAAAGCCCCUGGAUCCAUGGGGAGAGAAGUGAUAUGGUGAAGGGAAGUGGGGGUAUUUGAACACAGUUGAAUUUUUUCUAUAAAGAAAAAAAGAGAUAAACGAGCUUUUCAGAUGUCAGACUGUAUUUAUUGUCUUCAGAUUUUGUCAAGAACCAUUAUUAUUUUUUAAAA